CACGAAGCUAGCCAUCACCCAACUCUCCCUCUUCAACCAGUUUCCACCAGCAAAGGCGGUCUCACAUCCACUGUUUCCCUUAAUACUACACGAAGUACUUCAGUCAAGCCACCGAAGUACUCCAUCAAAUCCAUCAAGUACACUUCGUGUCAUCAACUUUAGUAAACGACAAGAAACACCAUGUCCGUCGACGCUGCCACUAGCCAAAUGGCCAACACUACUCUCAACGGGCCUACCGGCACUGCCGAAGGCGCGAGCGUCGGUGCUGGCGGUGACAAACCGAUCAACGCCUCUCAGAACGAGGCUGUCAUCGCCAGCGCUGCCGAGGGUAGGAGACUGUAUAUUGGAAACCUCGCCUAUGCGACCACUGAGGGAGAGUUGAAGGAAUUCUUCAAGGACUACCUUGUCGAAACGACAUCCAUCCCAACCAACCCACGCACCACCCGUCCUGUCGGCUACGCCUUCGUUGAUGUCUCCACGCCUUCUGAGGCCGAGCGUGCCAUCAACGAGCUGAACGGCAAGACCAUCCUCGACCGCAAGGUGUCCGUGCAACUUGCCCGCAAGCCGGAACCGGCUGGUACCACUGAGGGAGCUGAUGGCGGCGAAGGCGAGCAGCGUCGUCGCCCAUCAACUCGUGGCCGUGGAGGACCACGCGCCCGCGGACGUGGCGGUCGUGCUGGGCGUGGCGGACGUGGCGGGCGUAGGGAGGGUGAGGCUCUUCUCAACGGCGAGGGUGAAGAGGAAGCCACCACCAACGGCGUGCCCACCAACGUGCCGGGCCAAGCUGCUCCGCUCACCUCCACCACCAACGAGGCUCUCACCGCCGAGCAAGGAACUCCUGGUACCCUCGAUAUCGACGCCACGAAGACCGGUCGUUCUAGCGCACCCCGCCCGCGCAAGCAGCGUGGCCCGCCAGAAGAUGGUGUUGCCAGCAAGACCAAGGUCAUGGUGGCCAACCUUCCUUACGACCUUCGCGAGGAGAAGCUUCUCGAGCUUUUCGCCCACUACAACCCGACCUCAGCCAAGAUCGCACUCCGUCCCAUCCCCAAGUACAUGAUCCGCAAGCUGCAGGCCCGCAACGAGCCACGCAAGGGCCGUGGGUUCGGAUUCGUUACGCUCUCUAGUGAAGAGUUGCAGCAGAAGGCCUGCUCGGAGAUGAACGGCAAGCAGAUUGAGGGAAGAGAGAUUGCCGUUAAGGUCGCGAUCGACAGCCCCGGCAAGGAGGACGAAGACCCCAACGGACUCUUAGAAGGGGAGACCGACGUUGACGCUCAGCCGAGCACAGCGGAAGGCUCUGCGAACGUCAACACUGCUACGGCUGCUUAGGCUUGCUGGGCCUCGGUCGGCAACUCAGUUGUACUGUCCUUUUGCGAAGCCUCGAGGCAGCUUACCCAAUAUGAGCAGGCAAGCAGGUUUUGCGUGUAACAUGGGCCACCGGAAAAGGGAAGCGCGUCGAGUAUGAUUGCUGACAUCUAUCGGGCAUGUCGUAGUAUAAUCUUAUUCCGACACAGUGUAUUCGAUGUACUUUAGAUUCAAAACUGAGCGAUCAUGUGGCAAGCAU
Messenger RNA from Baudoinia panamericana UAMH 10762, 1561 nucleotides. RefSeq lists its product as uncharacterized. Lineage: Eukaryota; Fungi; Ascomycota; Dothideomycetes; Mycosphaerellales; Teratosphaeriaceae. Gene Ontology annotation, cellular component: ribonucleoprotein complex; nucleus; cytoplasm. Gene Ontology annotation, molecular function: mRNA binding. The record is from RefSeq and is a predicted model, not a curated record. The transcript has 3 exons. Bases 181 to 1326 code for a protein of 381 amino acids.